Messenger RNA from Meloidogyne enterolobii, 1488 nucleotides. The record is from the annotation of a GenBank genome assembly. Lineage: Eukaryota; Metazoa; Nematoda; Chromadorea; Rhabditida; Meloidogynidae.
AUGCCAUCAUUCCGAUUGAGUUCAUUCAUGACGCUCCGCGAUGUACAAAAAAUUCAUCAGAUUGCCAGUUGGCUUUUAGAACACAGCGAUUCAGAUGGACAACGACAAUUUCUUCAAUCCUAUUCGCAAUUUCGAGCUGAAAAUAUGAUGAAACCCUUACAAUUUAUUGCUGAUCAAAUCGGACCAAAUAAUCGAGUCAAAAGUGGGCAAUUUGUAAAGACACAUAAACAAGAAGAUCAAAUUUCUGGUCCUAUAGUUAGUGGGGAAAAUUGGCGAAAAGUUUUACGUGGAAGUUCCACUAAUAAAUUAACGGAAAAUCAAAUUAUGGUUAAAAAGCAAUGUUUUGAUGUUAGUAAAAAUCAUUUAGAAAGAAAAGCAAAAAUUGAUAAAGUUGUGUGGAAAGGAAAAAAUAAUUUAGAGGAUAAUAAAGUUUCUAGUGUAAAGGAUAAGGAAUUAGAUGAACAAAUUGAUCGGAUUGGAAUCCGCCAGUUUGCACCAAUUGCUUUCAGACUUUUUGCUCUGAAAAAAGCAGCGAGCAGGAUCGCUGAUUCUAAUGAUCAACUUCACCGAGAUAAUGCAAUUGCCGUUACCCUUUUUAUGCUUUCAUCUACUGUCGUCUUAAUUCAACUUGAAACAGAGCAAAGUUCGGCCGUUUUUGGUAAUGUCAGUGUUGAGGCAAAAGUGUUAAGGCAGAUUGUUGGCGCUUGUUUGGGUCGUGUUUUAUCACAUGCACUUCGAGUUGUUGAUUCUUAUGAAGGAAGCUUUAUGAUACUUUUGCCUCUUGCUCGUUUCAUGCUCAAACAUGCAAAUCAGCUUGCUUCUCUUUCCGAAGUGCAUCCAAUAAGUAGUGGAACACUAAAUUUACUCAAAGUAUUAGUUCAACAACAAAAAUUGCUCAAUCAGCUUAUACAACGUGCUGAGGUUCAUGAGAGUCCAGGCGCUUUGGCAGUGCAAAUUCUGAAGGCUCUUAGUCAAAAUCUACGUCAAAAGAGUAGUACUUAUGAAGACCCUGCAUUAGCUUCUCUUUUCAUGAUUAACAAUCUUCAAUAUAUUGGUCAAACUGUAAGCCGUGAAAGGACUUUGCUUGCUCUCCUUCAAGGUGAUCAGACAGCAUUUCCUUCUAGUUUCGAAACAGAGGCGGAAAGUUAUUUACAACAAUUUCUGAAAGUUUGGUCUAAGGUCGGUGAGGUUUUCAAUGCUGAUUUGGGGCCAGGAGAAGAGAAACGUUCUGUGAAAUCAAUUUUUACGGUUUUUACUCGGGAAUUUGAUGCAAUCGUUGAACAACAAAAAAUUUAUUGCGUAGCCGAUCAAAUAACAGCUAACAAUGUCCGAAUGAGAAUAAAAAGUCUUGUCUUACAGCCUUUUGUUGAAUUUAGCAAAAAGAAUUCGCAAGAAUGUUCAGAACUUUUUGAAGCCGACAGGCAACUGAAAUAUGAUGCCGAAACGAUUGAAAUGAUCAUCGAUAGAUUGUUUGAUGCAACAUUAUGA